This is a messenger RNA of Drosophila montana, 1231 nucleotides long. Its product is annotated as endothelin-converting enzyme homolog. NCBI's taxonomy places the organism in Eukaryota, Metazoa, Arthropoda, Insecta, Diptera, Drosophilidae. Gene Ontology annotation, cellular component: plasma membrane. Bases 16 to 1131 code for a protein of 371 amino acids. Gene Ontology annotation, biological process: proteolysis. The transcript is spliced from 5 exons. Gene Ontology annotation, molecular function: metalloendopeptidase activity. The record is from RefSeq and is a predicted model, not a curated record.
CAAGAGCCUUCCUACAUGUUAUUUAUAAAAAAAUUUGUUUUUCCUGCAUUGUUUCAGCUUAAUUGGACUUUGCUAAUUCCGAAGGACUGGAGCGGACCCAUUGUUGUAAGAAACGCUGAUUAUCUCAAAGCGUUGCAAUCUUUUCUAACAAAGUAUCCAUCUCGAAUUGCACACAACUCAAUGCUAUUACUAAGUGUACUUGAAAUUUUACCCAAAGAUUUUCCAAAUCCGGAGGUGUGCACACGCUCUACUAUGUGGGCAUUACCAGAACUAGCUUCUGAAUUAUAUAUUUCACAACAUUCUUUAUUAGAUUCAAAAGACAUAAUAAAACGGGCGGAUAUAAUAUUUAAAUCACUAAAAGCUCACUUAAAGCGAGCUCCCUCUUUAAAAGGCGCAGCACUUGUAAAGCUUUCGGCAUUGAAAAUUCAAUCAAAAACAUGGCAAGGAUUCGCGAAUGCUACACAAUUGAUGAAAGCCUUGGAACCCCUUGAAAUUAGUCAGGAUAAUUGGCUGGAUAACAUUUUAGAGAUUUAUAAAAGGAAUAAAAUAGUGCCGAAUAAAAUUAAUAUGGACGCUAACUCCCAUGACGCAUGGGCGUAUCCUAUUGUGUCGACCAUAUUUUAUGACACAUUAAGCCAUUCAAUUGUUGUUCCAUUGUCGGUCAUACUAAUACCAUAUUUUAAUGCACGUUUGCCUCCAUACCUGCAUUAUGCUUCAAUUGGUGUUUCUAUUGCUAAGGAAAUUCUGCGUUCAAUAACGAAAAACUUUGAUGAUAAAGCUAUGCGUUGUGUGCCGCAUUCUGUAAACAUAUUUUCGAACUUCAGCCGAAUGGAUCUAUUAAUUCAUUCUGGAGGGAUGCAGAUUUCAUACCAUUCAAUGCUUUCACUCACUGGCCCUAUCAAAGGAAUGCCUCGCCUCCCAGGAUUAAAUUUGACACCAACACAAAUUUUUUUUUUGGUGUCUGCCCAAGAACUUUGUACUGAAUCAAAUUACAUGGGAAUCGACACAAACGCAACCGAGUUUGACAACAUAUUGGGUUGGCUUAUUGCUCAAGGAGGCAGCGCGACUGAGGUUUUUAAAUGUCCAUCGGGAUCUAUGAUCAAUAUUCAAAAAACAUGCAAUGUUCUUUAAUUGAAAAAUUAGUGUAUAUACUAAAAAAAACGUAUAGAGUUUUUUAAAAGAACCAUUGUAAACAACAUAAAUAAAGAAAAGAACAACCGUAUUAAGUUAA